Molecule: messenger RNA, 4527 nt
Organism: Lymnaea stagnalis (great pond snail)
Lineage: Eukaryota; Metazoa; Mollusca; Gastropoda; Lymnaeidae
Source: the annotation of a GenBank genome assembly
GUCUUUGAUUUGAACGAGGCAAUGACAACUUUGAAAAAUGUGAGCAUUCUUUUCUCACUGUGAAACAAAUAAGUGUUUUCUCUGUUGGGGUUAAUUGUGUCUCUGUUCACAUGAAAUAUACUUUUGUCGGUAUUCACAUGUUGUUUAUUCAGUAUCUCAGGUCACGUUGUGCUUAGUGAUUUCCUGUUGACAUGUUGUUAAGUUGCGUCUCUGAUGACAUGGUGUUUAGCGGUGUCUCUGCCUACAUGGUGUUUAGUGGUGUUUGCCUACAUGUUGCUUAGUGGUGUCUCCCUAGAUGGUGUUUAGUCAUGUCUCAGUUCACGUGGUGUUAAGUGAUGUCUCUGCCUACAUGGUGCUUAGUGGUGUCUGCCUAAAUGGUGUCUAGUCAUACAUCAGUUCACUUGGUAUUAAGUGGUGUCUCGGCUUAAAUGGUGUUUAGUGGUGUCUGUUCACAUAUCUAAAUAAUAAUUUAUAGUCAAUAUUUUGCUUUGAACUAAUGAUACCAAUAUGAUUUCUUGUCUACAGCUUGAGUCAGAACAAAUCAUACUUGAGCAAAAUCUGACCCAUCAACGGAAACACAACCUGAUUAGACGCCAUGCCCUGGACACCAAGAGAAUGAUAUAUUUAAGUAACAUCGUUAGGUGAGUUCAAUAGUCUCAUCAAGGUCAGUCCAGGAAUCACAUUUCAUGAGUGAUACUGAAGCUAACACAUUUAAGUUGACGUAAAAUAUUGUAAGAGACCUUGCUUACUAUCUGACAAACUUCAUCUAGAUCUGGUACUCAAUAAUUUAAACAACUCCGGUGAUACAUUUGAUCAUUCAACUCGUGUUCUUUAUUUGAUCUGUCACUUGCUUACACUUUCACUCAUCUCCCAACUCUGACUUCUCCCUGCUAUCUAGUUCACAUCCGGCCGCCUUCUCUUAACCAUCCGGCCGCGCUCUCCAUCGUCCCGUCCAGAGGUCCCUAUUUAUAGGUCCCUGGGUCUGUACUUGCGCCGCCCCUUUUCUCAAUUGUCGCCAUGGUCUAGACGUCCCAGGUAAAUGCCCUGGUCAGAUGGAUGGUCGUGUCUGGGUGUCAGACGGCCGUAAUUGGUCAGGCGUUUGAUCCUUGGGUCCGUCGUGCUCCACAAGCUUGAUCCUUCGGUCAGACGGAUUACGUCAGGCGCCGUCGUGGUCCGGCGCUCGUGCGUGGUCCGACUCUCCACAAGCUUGGGUGGUCAGACGGAUUACGUCAGGCGCCGUCGUGGUCCGACCUCUCCACACUAUCUACAUCUAUUAAGGUUUAGGUUUAGCGUUAGGGUUAGCGCUAGGGUUAGGGUUAGCAUUAGGGUUAUCGUUAGGGUAAGGUUUAUGGUUAGCGUUUAAGGUUAGUGUUAGUGUUAACGUUUAGGGUUAGCGUUAGGGUUAGUGUUAGGGUUAGGGUUGCCCAACCCUACACUUAACCUGUACCAUUCCUACAUUUAAUUAAUCUGAAACGUGUAAGUCAAAAACCAAAAUAAAAAAAUGAAAACGUAAAGAGUUAUGUUGUUCGUCUGUCGAGGAUUGACGAUGAUCAUCAAGUCGUCCGGUGACUCAUGACUUGCACUAAUGACUUUUGUUUAAAGUGAGGAAGACUUGCGCGGCGUCAACUUCAUUCUCUCGCCCGGGCCCUCCAUAUCCAGUGGCAAGACUCUACGUCAAGACAACCAGGGAUGGGUACGGCUGCAGGAUUUGUCAUUGUAUGCACCUUAAGGGACUUGAAAUCCAUGUUUGAAUUCAGAGUUUCCUUCUCUUAGAUGAGUUGCCGACAAAGGUUAACGAGUCUCAUCCACCCGGGAGUAAAGAGAUAUAUAGAAAGACAAACAGAGAGGAAGAAAGAGUUAGAGAAAGAGACACUUUGGCCAUAGGGGCUCGUUUCUUUAAGAAUAAUAUACAAAUGUUUGAUACAAUCUCUCAUUUCUAUUAUAUGGGGAAAAAUGACACACUUACAAUAGAAUAUCGUUCAACAAGGUCAUUCCAUGUCCUCUUGGGAAAUAUAUCUCGACACUCGGCCUGUAAAGAAGUUUUGUUCAUCGGACACAUCUCUUCACAGAUUUUAAUCCUCUUGGGAAAUAUAUCUCGACACUCAGCCUGUAAAGAAGUUUUGUUCAUCGGACACAUCUCUUCACAGAUUUUAAUCUGAACCGGACACAUCUUAACCGGACACAUCUUAACCGGACACAUUUCUUCACAGAUUUGAAUCUUAAAAGGACACAUCUUAACCGGGCACAUCUUUUCACAGAUUUUAAUCUUAACCGGACACAUCUUAACCGGACACAUCUUUACCGGACACAUCUUAACCGGACACAUCUUAACCGGACACAUCUUAACCGGACACAUCUUAACAGGACACAUCUUAACCGGACACAUCUUAACCGGACAAAUCUUAACCGGACACAUCUUAACCGGACACAUCUUAACCGGACACAUUUCUUCACAGAUUUUAAUCUUAAAAGGACACAUCUUAACUGGGCACAUCUUUUCACAUAUUUUAAUCUUAACCUGAUACAUCUUAACCGGACACAUUUCUUCACAUAUUUUAAUAUUAUCGGACACAUCUUAACCGGAAAGAUAUUAACCGGAUACAUACUUCACAUAUUUAAAUCUUAACCGGACAUAUCUUAACCGUACACAUUUUAACCAGACAGAUCUUAACCAGACACAUCUUAACCGGAAAUAUCUUAACCGGACACACCUUAUUCGGACACAUGUCUUUACAGAUUUGAAUCUUUCGUCCAGGAGCUCACAAGAAGGUUUCAGAAAGCCAAAGAUCAAACCACACGAGUUCGUCUUGAGAUGUUCUCUUUGCAGUUACAGAAGAAAGAAAUGGAGGCAGAGUCACACAGCAUGAAAUUGGUGAGCCAGUCAUAACUUUAUCUGUAAGAAGUGAGUCAGUCAUAACUUGAUAUGUAAGAAGUGAUCCAAUCAUAACUUGAUCUGUAAGAAGUGAGCCAGUCAUAACUUGAUCUGUAAGAAGUGAGCCAGUCAUAACUUGAUCUGUAAGAAGUGAGGCAGUCAUAGUUUUAUCUGUGAGAACCGAGUCAGUCGAACUUUAUCUGUAAAAAGUCAGCCAGUCAUAACUUUAUCUGUAAGAAGUGAGCCAGUCAUAACUUUAUCUGUAAGAAGUGAGCCAGUUAUAACUUUAUCUGUAAGAAGUUAGCGAGUCAUAACUUUAUCUGUAAGAAAUGGGUCAGUCGAACUUUAUCUGUAAGAAAUGAGUCAGCCAAACUUUAUCUGUAAGAAGUGAGUCAGUUAUAGUUAUAUCUGUAAGAACUGAGUGAGUCAAAGUGUUAUCUGUGAGCACUGAGACCAGUAUUGUAUUAGGCUGCUCUGGUAUAAUGCACUCAUGUCAUUAGGAGGUUCUUGCAUUAGGCAGUAUGGCAUUAUGAAGUAUGGCAUUAGGCUGUAUGGCAUUAUGAAGUAUGGCAUUAGGCUGUAUGGCAUUAUGAAGUAUGGCAUUAGGCUGUAUGGCAUUGGGCUGUAUGGCAUUAGGCUGUAAUGGCAUUAGGCAGUAUGGCAUUAGGCUGUAUGGCAUUAUGAAGUAUGGCAUUAGGCAGUAUGGCAUUAGGCUGAAUGGCAUUAUGAAGUAUGGCAUUAGGCUGUAUGGCAUUAUGAAGUAUGGCAUUAGGCUGUAUGACAUUAUGAAGUAUGACAUUAGGCUGUAUGGCAUUAUGAAGUAUGGCAUUAGGCUGUAUGACAUUAUGAAGUAUGGCAUUAGGCUGUAUGGCAUUAUGAAGUAUGGCAUUAGGCUGUAUGACAUUAUGAAGUAUGGCAUUAGGCUGUAUGGCAUUAUGAAGUAUGGCAUUAGGCAGUAUGGCAUUAUGAAGUAUGGCAUUAGGUAGUAUGGCAUUAUGAAGUAUGGCAUUAGGCAGUAUGGCAUUAUGAAGUAUGGCAUUAGGCUGUAUGGCAUUAUGAUGUAUGGCAUUAGGCUGUAUGACAUUAUAAAGUAUGGCAUUAGGCUGUAUGGCAUUAUGAAGUAUGACAUUAGGCUGUAUUGUAUUAGGCUGUUCUGUCAUUAAGCUAGAAUUCCAUCUUUUACUGUCAAGAGCUUUGUCAAUUAUGUUUGUUACGCUUAUAUGAGGAGAUCUAUGUUUUCAAAUUAUCUUGUAGUCUUCUUUUAUUAACCUUCACAUUUGUUCUAGCUAGCCAUUCAUGAGAAUUUUCUGUCUCAUGAGUUUUAAGUAGUUAUUCAUGGGGCCUUUCUGUAACAUUGGUUUUAGCUAGUCAUUAAUUGGCCUUUUUGUCACAUUGUUUUUAGCUAGUUUUUCAUGGGGCAUUUUUGUCACAUUUGCUCUAAUAAUCCAUUCAUGGGGCCUUUCUGUUACAUUUGUUCUAGCAAUCCAUUCGCGGGGCUUUUCUGUCACAUUUGUUUUCCAAUCCAUGUGGGGCCUUUCUCUCACAAUUGCUCUAGCAACUCAUCCAUAGAGCCUUUCUGUCCCAUUUGUUCUAGGAAUCGAUUCGUAGGUCCUUUCAAGUGCUAACGGACGAAGUGGUCAAGGACUUCAUCACCC